GGGUCCCUCCUAUUGAAGAUGGCUCCCAGUGUGUGUGGUGUGUCUCUGGCUGUGGUGGUGGUGUUAGUGGCCCUGGUGUCUCCUGGUGGUGCCUGCCCUCGGCCCUGCUCCUGCUACCAGCCCACUGAACUACACUGCACCUUCAGGUCCCUGCUCACCAUACCACAGCUUCUACCGCAACAUACACUACACAUCAACCUAGGGUUCAACAGUAUCAGCAGGAUCCCAGACAGCUCAUUAGCUGGUCUGAGGAGGCUGGAGCAGCUGAUGCUUCAUGGGAAUGACAUCCGUGAGAUUCCUGACCGAGCGUUCCAAGAUCUGUCCUCACUUCAGGUCCUGAAGCUAAGUUAUAACAAGCUGAGGGAGAUCUCAGCAGAGAGCUUCUCAGGCCUGUCCUCACUACUGCGCCUCCACCUGGAUCACAACCAGCUGCAGUUCCUGCACCCCCAGGCCCUGCUCCGCCUCCCCAACCUCAGACUGAUCCGACUGCAGGGGAACCAGCUCCACCAGCUGCACCCGCAGGCCUUCUGCACUCUGUCCCUACUGCAGACAUUCUGCUACUCCACCCUCAGGCAUCUGGAUGUGUCCAACAACAGUCUAACUAUCCUGCCUAGGGACACACUGAGGACUGCCCCUCUUCUGGAGUCCCUGGCUCUGCAGGCCAACCCUUGGACCUGCGAUUGCAGCAUGGCUUGGAUGCAGGCCUGGAGCAUCUCUCACCCAGGGGUGUUGAAAUGUCCGGGGCCGCAUUGCCUGGUCUGUGCCUCACCCAAACACAUGAAGGGUCAUGGCCUUUUGCAGCAGAAAGACCUAUCCUGCACCUCGCCUGUCAUCUCCACCAAUCCCAGAACCUCAUCUCAGGAGGAUGGCGAAGUUCAACCAAUAGAAACCUUUAGAGAGGCUUUAGGCAACGCCUCCCUGGGGAUGUCUGACCAACAGGGGAAUGCUGUUGAUCUGAAGUGUAACAUCACACACUCCUCACAGACACCACACCCUUCCUCCUCCUCCAUCCCCAUCUCCCUCUCCCUGGACUGUGGGGUAGAUGGGCAUGGCUAUGAGAGGCUGUGGAGGCUGCUGGCCUACUACAGUGAGACGCCUGUCAGGCUUCAAAGAGAAAUCAUGUUGAGUAAAGCCCCAAGACUUGCCUACAGGUACAGACAGACAGCAGAGAAGGAGGGCUACUACCAUACAGGGGUCAGGGCCAGUAUUCAAGCCCAGCCUGCCUGGUUACUGCAGCCCCAUGUCAGUCUAGAGCUCAACAGAGCUCAGUCCAGCGCCCACAGGGUUAAACUGACCCUGUCCACCCUGGUGUCUGCUCCCCCAGAUCCCCCAUCCCCACAUUCCUGGGUCCUCAUCCAGACCAACCACACCCACACAGCUUUUACUGCAGCUGCAGAGAGACAGAUCCACCUGCCCUGCCCUGUCCUCAGCUCUAUUGGAGACCUAAGCUCUGGAGACCACAGGCUCCAAUGGGUUUUCCCAGAUGGUUCAACAGUCUCCUCUCCCUACCGCAGCUCAGAUGGUAGGGUCCGGGUGUCUGGCCAGGGGCUGGUCCUGCAGAGAGUGUAUCACUCUGAUGCUGGACUGUAUUAUUGCGUGGCCCGGGCGGGGGGAGAUGUUGAUGUCCUCCCCCUCCGUCUGGCGGUGGUAGAAUCAUCCAAUCCUUUCCCAGGGGAGGAGCUAGGCCCGGCUGUGACUGGAUUGGUUGGAGACCCUGUCAGUCUGCCGUGCGAGGCCUCUGGUACACCGAGGGUUGAGGUGAACUGGGUUCUUCCUGGCGGGAGAGUGGUAGGGAGUAGGAACGAGGGGAGGAGAAAGGACGAGGCAGGGGUUACUGUCUUGGCCAACGGUACCCUGUCUCUCCCCAUCCCUGCGCUGGGAGAUGCAGGCCUGUACCGGUGUGUAGCGGUGAACCAGUACGGUGCUGACUCUCUCUCCACCAGACUGACGCUCACCCCGCGUCCUUCUGACACCUCAUCACGUAUGAGAUAUCCCAUGAGGCCACAAUCUGCGGCAGGGGUGUCCAACAGGGUACGAGCCCCUCUAGGGGGUGAGGAGAUUGAAGAGGGGGGGUCUGGAGAUGAUGAGGGGGAGAACAUACUGCCCACUAGGGCAGGUUACAACAGGACAUGGCGUCCCCCCAUCAGAUCCCACAUGGUGAGGGUGGAGGGAAGCAGACCACCCCAAAAGGGCAAGAAGCCCUUGAGGAGAGGCUUCCCUGUGGAGCAGAGGAGGAACAGGUUGGAGGGUCGGCGGAGCUUUAACCUGGCCAAGCACAAAAUAGACCCUCAGAAAUGGGCCGACCUGCUGACUAAGAUACGUGAAAGGACUGCCCCUAAAAUCACAGACUCCCUGUAUGUACCACCCCCAACAAGAGCACAUACUACCACCUCAGCCCCAACUGAAGCACAGACAACCACCUCAACCCCAACUGAAGCACAGACAACCACCUCAGCCCCAACUGAAGCACAGACAACCACCUCAACCCCAACUGAAGCACAGACAACCACCUCAACCCCAACUGAAGCACAGACAACCACCUCAACCCCAACUGAAGCACAGACAACCACCUCAACCCCAACUGAAGCACAGACAACCAUCUCAGCCCCAACUGAAGCACAGACAACCACCUCAACCCCAACUGAAGCACAGACAACCACCUCAACCCCAACUGAAGCACAGACAACCACCUCAGCCCCAACUGAAGCACAGACAACCACCUCAGCCCCAACUGAAGCACAGACAACCACCUCAAUCCCAACUAGAGCACAGUCAACCAGAAUACAGACAAAUAGCAGACAUACAGAAAGCAAUCACACAACCAGAACAAAUCCAAGCAGCACACAGCCAGAAAGUACACAGCCAGACAGCAGACAUAAAACCAGAAGAAAGCCAGGCAGCACACAGCCAGACAUAAUACAGACAGAGAGAAUACAGACAACUAAAACACAGACAACCAGAGUACAUACAGACACGACAUUACCAAACAGCACACCAGAGGUAAGCGUGGGAAGAAACUCUGAUCAACGUCUUGUAUUGGACUCAGGGGCUGAUACCUCAAAGAGUUCUUCCAUAGAUGUCCUCAGUCUACAGGAAGAGUGGUUAAACCUCACCCAUACAUCACUAAUCCCAGAUCUGCUAACAAAGGAUAGAGUGGCCCCAGAGACACCAAACACUUCAGAUCCGAGCAAUAUCUUCCCCCAGAAACCUAAGUCAAACACAGACACAGAGACAGAGGGUUCUCUUAAAAGCACAAAGCCAAACUCCAAUGUCAAUUACACUAGCGCAGAGGAAAGGAGACAGAGUGUUAUCCCUGUAAGGACUACAGGUGAGGGGGAGAGGACUGGAACAACAAACUCUGGAAAGGUAAUGUUCUCCAACUCUGUUCCGUCGCGACCCAGAAGCCCCUGGAAUGCCAGCAAUAGGCCUGGCCAGAGGAGACGCAUCAACAGACUCAGAGGACGACCCAUGCCCCCAGGUCCAACCUCCCCUCUCCAGAAUAACUUAAAUCCCACUACCACCAGAGCAGCACUUACAAAGCCCAGGAAACUGACAGCACCUGCUACAACCAUUACUAUAAGCACUACUACUACUACUACUACUACUACUACUCCAUCCUUAACUAGGAUCACUGCUCCAUCAAGCACAUCUGUCUCCCCCCCUGUCUUCCUUUCUGCCUCGCCCCCUUCGCCCCAGACAUACACAGACAGGGUGACUCACUUAACAAACACUGCUGCUCGGCUCCCUGACUGGUCCCAAGCGACUAUCACACACACACGCACACACACUAGCAUACACACAGGCAAACAUACACCCACAGUCACUCACAGUCACACAGAAAAACAGAGUUAUGCUAAAACAGACGGUCAGGUCGGGGCCACUCUAAAAGAACAGGAUCCAUCUGUCUUCAACCAACACAACCCAGAGGAUGUCAAAGCAACUACCACUCGGUCUGGAACCACACCAGGUGGAACAACACCUACUGGUACUGAGAAAGAACCAAGUGAGAUAGAAUCCAGUGAGAUAGAACCACUCUACCCAGAAAGCAAGGAAGAACUCAGUGAGAUAGGACCACCAGCAACUGAAAAAGAACCCAGUGAGAUAGAACCACCAGCAACUGAUGAAGAAGAACCCAGUGAGAUAGAUCCACCAGCCACUGAAAAAGAACCCAGUGAGAUAGAACCAUCAGCAACUGAUCAAGCACCCAGUGAGAUAGAAGCACCAGCAACUGAUGAAGAAGAACCCAGUGAGAUAGAACCACCAGCAACUGAUGAAGAACUCAGUGAGAUAGAACCACCAGCAACUGAUGAAGAACCCAGUAAGAUAGAACCACUUUACCCAAUCACCGAAGAAGAACCCAAUAAGAUAAAACCAGUCUAUCUAGCACCUGAUGAACCAGAGGAGAGACAGCCAGAGUCAGAAAUAGACAGCUCUUUUUCAUCUACAAAACAACUACUGCCCCCAACUACAGCUAAUACAGCAGCUAUCACUGCUUCAGCCAUCACCUCCUCUACAGUCAUCACCUUUAUUAGAAGAACUACCACUAUAACUAUUCCUACAACUACUAUCACUAUUCCUACAACUACUACCACCAUACCUACAACUACUACCACUAUACCUACAACUACUACCACUAUUCCCACAACUACUACCACUAUGCCUACAACUACUACCACUAUUCCUACAACUACUACUACUAUACCUACAACUACUACCACUAUACCUACAACUACUACUACUAUACCUUCAACUACUACCACUAUACCUACAACUACUACUACUAUUCCUACAACUACUACUACUAUUCCCACUACUACUACUACUAUUCCCACUACUACUACCACUCUUACUAGUACAAUAUUCUGGAGGAACCCAGGAGUAAACUCCAUCCCAGACUCACAUGGUAGUCGCUACCGCCCCCCAUCUUACCCCACCUACUCACAACACUCCAGCAGGCGGCACCCCUAUGUCAUCACUAGGCCUGACCCAGUAAGAACUCCACUUCAAACGCCACCCCCUAUAAAACACACACCCUCUCUACCACACCCUAUCAAGCCCAAACUUCUUCUCCCAGACAUUUUAGAGAUCCCUUCCUCUGUAGUCCCCACCACCAGAGCUCCCUUCAGCUCCCCAAAGACCUCCCCACCCACCACAGACAGUCAGGCUGGACUCAACCCUGAGUCCACCCUUCCUCAUUCCCCUCCCGCGUCUCCAGCCCAUAGUGUGACUGCCCAACGCCCCCCUCAGACCUCCGUCUUGCGUGUCCGGCCCCGUAUUGCUCCCCCUCACAUGCGCCCCAUGUCUGUCCCAGCUGAGAUUGAUGCCCUCCUGCCUUGUGAGGCCAUUGGACAGCCUCCUCCAACAAUCACCUGGACCAAGGUCUCCACAGGAGCUGUGAUGUCACUGGACUACAAGGCAGAGCGUUUCCAGGUCCUACCCAACGGAACCUUUCUCAUCCGGAGCGUGCAGGUCCAGGACCGGGGGACAUAUAUCUGCAGCGCACAGAACUCUGUGGGCCUGGACCGUGCCAUGGUGACCCUGGAGGUCUGGUCCCACCCACCCCGGAUUCAGCUACCCAACCACAGAGAUGCAACGGUGCACCAGGGGGGUGAGGUGAGGUUAGAGUGUCGGGCUCAGGGGGUGCCGGUUCCUCUGCUGUCCUGGGUGCUACCUGACCUCUCCGUCCUAACCCCUGACCCUAACCCCAACCCUGCCCUUGGAACUCACCCCCGGGUGUCUAUAUUCCCUAAUGGUACUCUGCGUAUCUUGGUGGCCGGCCCAGCAGACAGAGGACUGUAUCGCUGUGUAGCCUCCAACCUAGCAGGGGCUGGCAGUCUGUCAGUCCGACUCCAUGUGUCCUCUCUUCCUCCAGCCAUCCAGGAGCCCAGAGAGGAGAAGGUAACCCGGCCCGCUGGUUUGCCUCUCUACGUCCAAUGCUCUGCCCGGGGAGCUCCCCCUCCCUCCAUCCGCUGGAGGACACCUGACGGCACCUUUCUGCUCCCCUCUCAAUUCCUCAACGGGAACCUGUUUGUCCUCCCCAAUGCCACCUUGUUGAUACGCAAGCUAGCCACUAAGGACUCUGGGAGCUACGAGUGCCUGGCGACUAAUGCGGUGGGCGGGGAUAAGAGGACGGUGAGGGUGGAGGUGACUGGAGAUGGAAGAGAAGUUGUCUCCAUGGAUAAAAUGACCUUCUCUUCCAUCAACAGUAAAUUUGAUCUCCCCCCCUCCUCCCCCGUCCUUAACCCUCCCCUCCCACCCUCCUCCCCCCUCAGUAAGGCUAGGAUCCUCUCCACCUCUCCAUCCAGUUCUAUAGUCAUAUAUGGUGAAUCUCUGCUCCUUUACUGUUCAGCAACCGGCAACCCAGAGCCUAGAGUGGUCUGGAGGGUACCUGGCAAGAAACUAGUGGAUGCCCGUUACAGUUUUGACAAGAGGAUAAAGGUGCACAGUAAUGGAACGCUGUAUAUCCAGUCCGUGACGGAGAAAGACGGGGGGGACUAUUUAUGUGUCGCGCGAAAUAAGAUGGCUGACGACUUCCGCCUCCUCCAGGUCACCGUGGCAACAAAGCCUGCUAAGAUUGAGCCAAAGCAGCCAUCAAAUCAGAAGGUGGUAUCGUAUGGAGCAGCUCUAAAGGUAGACUGUCUGGCGACCGGCCAGCCCAACCCCGCGGUAAGAUGGAGCCUCCCGGAUGGAACCUCAGUGAAAAGUGUCCUGUUGCAGUUGGAAGAGAGUGGGAGGCGCAGCCGGCGACUGGUGGUUUUUGACAAUGGAACACUGUUCCUCCCCUCGGUGGGGAUGGGGGAGGAGGGGGAGUAUGUUUGCCACGCUGAGAACCAUGGGGGGACGGACACUAUGAGUGUGAUGGUCAAAGUCCUCGCCUCACCUCCCUCCUUCCCCAGUACCAAAUAUGAGGUUAUCAAGGUGCAACAGGGGGGCGCAGUGGCUCUGAACUGUGGGGCUAAAGGAGAGCCUGUCCCUACGAUCACAUGGCUCUCUCCAAUGAAUCGUGUCCUCCCAGUGGAAGCAUCAGGUCCGGUUGUGGUGCAGCAAGACGGGUCCUUGGUGAUCCAGGGGGCUAGAGGGGCUGACGGAGGAAACUACACCUGCCGAGCCAGCAAUGCUGCUGGGGAGAGGAGCAAGGUGAUGGGGGUGGAGGUGAUGGUGACACCACCCAGCUUCACUCUCAAUGGGGCUGGGGGUGGGAUCAAUGGGGCAGACAGACAGAUAGCUGUUGUUAGUGGUAGUGGACUGAGUGCUGUGAUCUCCAUCAGUCAGUCUGCAGGGAGGGAUCAUAGGGUCAGUGCAGGUAAUUGUGUCAGUAAUAAUGGAGACUGUAAAGUAGGGGACCAAAGGGUCUCAGCAGUUAGAGGCCAGACAGUUCUUCUGCCAUGUCCAUCCCAGGGCUUCCCUCUCCCCCGCCUGGCCUGGUUGCUGCCCAGUAACGGGGUUCUCCCUGUGCCCUACUAUGGCAGCAGACUCACCGUGCACCGCAAUGGAACCCUGGAGCUGAGGGGGGUGAGGGCAAGCGACUCCGGCAUGCUGGUGUGUGUCAAUCGUGGCGAGAGGGGUGAGGCUCGGAUAAUGGUACACCUGGAGGUCUCAGACACAAAGGACACACCUCACUCCAGAGGCCCAGUGACCACCGAGAAACGUUUCCCAGUAGACCCAGUUAGCAAAGAGCAACCUCGCCCAGUAGGCCCAGAACAAUCUCAUCCAGUAGUCCCAGUCAGCAGAGAGAAACUUCUCUCAGGAGGCCCAGACAGAGAGGACACACCUCGCCCCAGAGGCCCAGUGACCACAGAGAAAUCUCGCCAGGAGACACCUCGCCCUACAAGCCCAGUCACCAAUGAGAAACCUCACUUAGGAGGCCCAGUCAGCACAGAGAACCCUCUGCCAGGAGUCCCAGUCCAAGGGGGCACACCUCACCCAAGAGGCCCAGUGCCAGAGGCAGGGAGGAGUGUUGUCCUGGAAAGGAAGCCUGUGGUCACCAGCAUAUCAGGCUCUCUGGUCAGCAUCAUCAACGGAGACAAUCUACAGCUACCCUGCCCCCAGACAGACAGCCCCAGUCAGGGUUCCAGCCAGACAGAGUCUCUGACCUGGAAGUUGCCAAGCGGGGUGGUCGUGUCUCGGGGCCAGGCGGCAGGGACGGGUCGGUACUCAGUCCUGGAUGACGGGACUCUGACGGUGCAGCAGGUAUCUGUGUUUGACAGGGGGACCUACUCCUGCCGAUCCACCAAUCAGGACACAUCAUCUAUCCUGACAGUUCCAGUGAUUGUCAUUGCCUACCCCCCUCGCAUCACCAACGGACCCCCUCCCCUCACCUACACCCGUCCUGGUGUUGCCGUUCAGCUAACCUGCUACGUCAUAGCAACCCCCAGAGCGACCAUCACCUGGGAGAUGCCGGACCAAUCCCAGCUGAGGGUCACAGGUCAGGCCCGUCUCUAUGGCAACCGGUACCUGAGUCCUCAGGGUUCCCUGGUGAUCCAGAACCCGACUAGCAGAGACACAGGUUUCUACCGUUGUUCUGCACGGAACGUCAUCGGAACUGACACCAAGGCCUCUUAUCUACAUGUGAUCUAACAGAACACACACAUAAUUUUUGCCCAAAGAAACUGCAAAGUUCAGUGUAGAAGAUACUGUUCAACUAAAGACUGAGGUGUUGAUUAAAGAUUGUAAAUAGAGAUAAAAAACAAACACAUGCAUCUUACAGCCAGAGUGUGUUAAAGAUGUACAUGAAAUCAGCAGCUGAGAAGCACCAGCAUCCAUCAUCAAUAAAUAAAGUGUCAAUACAAACUAUACAAGGCUUUAAGAGCAUCAGCUCUCAAAACACGUCAUGCAAUACAACACAUUCAGUUCUGUAUCACGACCUGUAUGUUUAUGUCAACCUGCCCUAUUUAUCUUGUUGUAUAGUUGUGUACUGUUGAGCAGAGCAAAUGUUUGAUAGUGGUCACAGAACUGCUCCAGUGAUAGUUCUGUGGAGCCUCAGGAGUCUGCAGCUCUCUGUGUCUGCAGCUCUCUGUGUCUGCAGCUCUCUGUGUCUGCAGCUCUCUGUAUCUGCAGCUCUCUGUGUCUGCAUCUCUCUGUGUCUGCAGCUCUCUGUGUCUGCAUCUCUCUGUGUCUGCAUCUCUCUGUGUCUGCAGCUCUCUGUGUCUGCAGCUCUCUGUGUCUGCAGCUCUCUGUGUCUGCAGCUCUCCAACCCUGCAACCUCGACCACUCUUCCAGUCAUAGGCUAUACAUACGUCCCAGAUCAUGUCAAAUAAACACAACAGUUACCAAGUCUUUGAAGAUGGUAUUUGUAGUAAUUACAUAUGUUUCAUAUAGAGUAGGAUAGAUUUUUGUGUGGCUCCAGUGUUACAUUAAGUAUGUGUAAUAUCCAUGUGAAAGCUGAUAUCAUUCAUGUUUUCGUUUCAUUUAAAUUAUUUGUCUGUAAAGACUGUGAUGUAAAGUUGUUAUGUUGUGCCUCUUGUCAUAAAGAGAGAGAUGUACUGUAUAUCUAAUCUCUCAAUAGCCUUUUUAAGUUAUGCUUUAUUUUCAACUGCUUUAUUUGAUAAAUAAAAGAGAAGAGGAAUUCAGUCUGCU
Molecule: messenger RNA, 9576 nt
Organism: Oncorhynchus nerka (sockeye salmon)
Lineage: Eukaryota; Metazoa; Chordata; Actinopteri; Salmoniformes; Salmonidae
Product: matrix-remodeling-associated protein 5-like
Exons: 8
Coding region: 19-8577 (2852 amino acids)
Molecular function (GO): protein binding
Source: RefSeq, a predicted model, not a curated record